AACUGCAACCCUAGCUAGCUCAUUAAACGAAACAUUACGGUGCUCUCGUUCUCCCUUCUCUCUCUCCUUCGUCUCCUCCGACAACGCCGUUCUUCCCUCUCGGCUUCUCCUCUCUCCACCUGUUAAGAUUUCUCUAGCUCUGUGAUCGGGUCUUGUGUUGAAGCAUUCGAUUGAUGUUGGUGCGGGGGUGAUUGACGCCGAUCGGGUCUUGUGUUCAACCAGUCGACGAUCUCAGAUCUUGGAUCUUGGAUCUUCCUUCCUCACAUCUGCCACCAACACUGCUUGCAAAGCCGGCAAGGCUACACCAAGACUUAGCGAGGAUAAAGUCAAGCAGUGUGUUGAUCCGAAACUUGGAGCAGAAUAUCCACCCAAAGCAAUUGCUAAGAUGGCAAUGGCAAUGGCAAUGGCGCUUCUUCGCAGGCUUUCAACUUCCAUGGACAAGCCUUUACGUCCUCUCUUUAGUGCAGGCACAAUUGUUUACUAUAAGUCCUCUUUACUUGAUGAAGUUGUUUACGACAAAGAAAAAUCCCGAGUUUCAUGGCCAAAGCAAUUGAAUGCUUCACUUGAGGAAGUUGAUCCUGAGAUUGCUGAUAUAAUUGAGCUAGAGAAAGCUAGACAAUGGAAGGGGCUGGAACUCAUACCCUCAAAAAAUUUCUGAUCUUUUUAUUUCAGGUAUAUUGACAUGGCUAAAACACUAUGCCAGAAGCGUGCCUUGGAAGCGUUCCGGUUGGAUCCAGCGAAAUGGGGAGGAAAUACCUACAGAGGGAACUUCUUCAACAGGUGAAUGAUUUGGAAUAUAUUUGUUUUUUAUUUAAGAAAAAAAAGUUAAAUGGUCUUCUUGUGCAUUAUCCUUGGAGUAUCAUGGUCUUCUUGUGCUUAAAUGGUAGUUAAAUUGGUGGAAAAUUGAGCAGCAUGUUCCUAUUCCUCUAUUUUAGUAAUUUCCUUGAUAGAAUUUUUGCAAAUAAGAGCUGUUUUUGUCGAACUUGGGAGGUAAUGGCUUAUUUUACUAUGUGAUCAAUCCUUAGAUAGAUAUUACUAUUGCUAUCACGUCAAAGUUAAGCUUGUUGGAGGUCUCGAGCAAAAUGUUGGUGUAAAUAUCUCAUAUGUUAUAUACAUGGAUAUAUAAACAAGAUUACUCUUUGGUUGUUUUUAAUUCUCAUUUUUUAUUUAAAUUUAUUUUGUGUUGUCCAAGUUAAUGGUUUAUCUAUUUAUUCUUUUUUAUUUUGUUUUUAAAUUAUAUUGUUGUUGUAUGAAUUGGAUCAAGAGAGUGAGAUUCCAUCGCCAAAAGAAUUAGAAAGUAGAUCUUUUGAAGCGAAUAAUAGAGCAGGGUGAUUUUUUUUUAUGAUAGAGACUUGAUGUAUUAAGAGUUACAUAUUAAGACUUCCAAUACUUUAUUUGUAUAGGAGUUAUUAUUUUUUAUUUCUAAUACUAAAAAAUUAUAUACUAUGUUUAAUAUUUUAUUUA
Molecule: messenger RNA, 1464 nt
Organism: Arachis ipaensis
Lineage: Eukaryota; Viridiplantae; Streptophyta; Magnoliopsida; Fabales; Fabaceae
Product: serine hydroxymethyltransferase, mitochondrial-like
Biological process (GO): tetrahydrofolate metabolic process
Cellular component (GO): mitochondrion; cytoplasm
Molecular function (GO): pyridoxal phosphate binding; glycine hydroxymethyltransferase activity
Source: RefSeq, a predicted model, not a curated record